AUGAAACUAUACUUUGAAGCGGAAAAGUUUCUUAGACCGAAUAAAAAGGCAAAUGGUAGUUUACAAUCUCGUAUUUUCAAUGAUAAAAAGUUGACCAAUUCCCCCAAACAUAUCUUUGCAUUGGUGUAUUCCACCAUCAAAUACAAGGAAUAUAUUGAUAUGAUUAUUAAAAAGUCCAAGGUCAAACAAGAAUUUCAAGCUAAGAAGGUCAAAGUAAGUGAUGAAUUAUUAGCAUUGUUAAUUCAUGAUUUGUUAUUUUCUUCCAAAGGAAGAAUUCAGAGUGGGAAACAUCCAAUAAAAGAUGCAUUUUUACUGAAUAAAACAAGAUUACAAGCCGAAUUUACCAAAUUGAAAUUGAAAUAUAAAGUUAAGUCUGCUGAUCAAUUACCAACCAAGGAAACUGAUGAUGAUGAAACUCCAAUUCGUUGGUUCAGAAUAAAUACUAUAAAAAUUGAUCCUGAAAGAUUUUACGUCAAGCACCCAUUUUUCAAGCAACUUCAACCUGUCAGUUCACUUGAAGAAAUUAAAGAGCCAGGUGUGAUUUAUUCUGAUGAUUAUAUUCCAAAUUUAUUUGGUGUUCAUCCAAGAGAGAAGAUAACAUCAACUGAAGCUUACAAACUAGGAGAAAUAAUUAUUCAAGACCGUGCUUCAUGUUUCCCAAGCCACAUACUUAAUUCCGAUCCUAAAGACAUUCAUACACAAGUUAUAGACGCAUGUGCAGCACCAGGAAAUAAAACCACACAUGCGGCUGCACAUCUUCCGAAUUCAGAAUCUGUUGUUUAUGCUUUCGAAAGAGAUUCCAAAAGAGUACAAAUUCUCAAAACCAUGUGUGAGAAGGCGACUGGUAAAAACAAAAAGAAGCUUAUUCAAAUAACUCAUGCUGAUUUUACCACUACUAAACCAGACGAUUUUGCUGACGUGACAGGUAUGGUUGUUGAUCCAUCAUGUAGUGGUUCAGGUAUUUUUGGAAGAGCAUUAGAGGAUUCAUACAAUGAACAAGAAAGUGAAACCGUCAAUACUGAACGUUUAGCCAAAUUAUCUGGUUUCCAAUUUGCAAUCAUGAAACAUGCUUUACUGUUUCCACUGGCACGAAAAGUUGUUUAUUCAACUUGUUCUGUACAUGUUCAAGAAAACGAAAGAGUAGUUAUUGAUUUGCUACUGGACCCAGAAGUUAGAAAAAGAGGGUGGACUUUGGCUACAAGGGAUGUAGUUAUUCCAAAAUGGGAAAGAAGAGGGUUUGAAGAUGAAUUUGUUAAAUUGACACGUGAUCCAGAAGAAUGUAAAAAAUUAGCUGGUGGAUGUGUUAGAGCCAAUCCUAAAGUAGAUGGGGGAAUUGGUUUUUUUGCAGCUUGUUUUGUUAGACAAGUGGAAAGCAAUAAUGGCACCAAUAUUUCGGAUCAAAGCCAAGAAGGACAAGAAUCUGACCAUAAUGAUGAAUGGGAGGGGUUUCAAGACUAA
This is a messenger RNA of Candida tropicalis MYA-3404, 1458 nucleotides long. RefSeq names its product rRNA (cytosine-C5-)-methyltransferase. Bases 1 to 1458 code for a protein of 485 amino acids. Gene Ontology annotation, cellular component: nucleolus. The record is from RefSeq and is a predicted model, not a curated record. NCBI's taxonomy places the organism in Eukaryota, Fungi, Ascomycota, Pichiomycetes, Serinales, Debaryomycetaceae. The transcript has a single exon. Gene Ontology annotation, molecular function: methyltransferase activity. Gene Ontology annotation, biological process: rRNA base methylation.